This is a messenger RNA of Quercus lobata, 770 nucleotides long. RefSeq lists its product as uncharacterized. NCBI's taxonomy places the organism in Eukaryota, Viridiplantae, Streptophyta, Magnoliopsida, Fagales, Fagaceae. The record is from RefSeq and is a predicted model, not a curated record. The coding region runs from base 325 to 675 and encodes 116 amino acids. The transcript is spliced from 4 exons.
AAUCCCACAGCUUUAAUUCUCAAAAAUAAAAGUAGAUAUAUUUGAAAAGAGAGGAUGGUGGUGGCUUAAAAUCUUUUGUUUGCCAAAUCAUUUGGUGGUCUACUAUUAUCGAUACAAUAAAAGGAUAAUAGCAAGAAGGCUUGACCAUUGAGAAGAUUCAGGAGCUAUGUGCUGAAAGGAAUAAGCUCAAUAAGGAGGUUGAUGAUUUGAGAAAGGAAACUCCAAACUCCAAAGUCCUUUUGGAGGAAAGAUCUUGAUGCUCUGGAGGGGCAACUCGAUGAGCUUGAGAAAAGUGAUGCUUAGUCAGAGGAGUUAAGAAAGAAAAUGAGAGGCAAAGCAAGGGGUGAAGCUGCUAUGAAGUCUACUAGACAAGCACCCAGGAACCCAAGGAAGAACAAUAAUAAGAAGGCAAAUACUGCAGAAUCUGUUGCAGAAGCUGUCUCAUCAUCUAUGGCUGCAAUGGAAAUUGAGAAAGCUCCUGAGGCAGCAAAACCCAAAGGCAGAGAAGUCUCUAGGAAAGCUCCUGCUAAGCCGAAAAAGCAAACUUUAGUCUUGAAUGAUGAUGAUGACGACGACGACGAUGUGCUUGAGCUUAAAGAACGACUUGUUGCCUAUAACGUCGACUCAUCUCCUGAUCAAUCAGCCGGUAAAUGCUAUAUUAUUAUAUUUCAUUAGACUAUUUAUUAUGAUCUUUACACAACUCAGCUGUAAUGUAAGAAAAAUUACAGUGGAUGAUAUGGGGAUAUUGUUUGCAAACCGGAUAAUAUAUG